This is a messenger RNA of Eurytemora carolleeae, 471 nucleotides long. RefSeq lists its product as uncharacterized. The coding region runs from base 76 to 471 and encodes 131 amino acids. Lineage: Eukaryota; Metazoa; Arthropoda; Copepoda; Calanoida; Temoridae. The transcript is spliced from 3 exons. The record is from RefSeq and is a predicted model, not a curated record.
UGUCCAGGAUAUGAGAAUAUUCUGGAAUUUCAAGAGAUAUAUACAAAAUCUUUUAAAUGUGAAUACCAACUUCAGAUGUAUCCAUUUGACAGCCAGAGAUGCCAGGUUGUUCUGAGUGUGAGAGAUCUGGAACAAGGUGUUAUGACGCUAACCCCUGAAAAUAUUGAGAUGGAAGGGAGAACAGAACUAACUCAAUAUAUAGUUCUAUCCUGGAACCUGGAUUACAUUAACAAAACAAGGCCUGAUGAGGGAAUAAAUGUAGUGAUAAUACUUCAAAGAAGAAUAAUUAAUGAUAUUCUAACAACCUAUCUUCCUUCCUUCCUCCUUAUUAUCAUUGUUUACAUAACAAACUUCUUCAAACCCUUCUUCUUUGAAGCUGUUGUUACAGUCAACCUAACAGCUCUGCUUGUCCUAACUACACUGUUUAUCAGUGUCUCAGGUGCGUUUUUUAAACUAUGUCAACAUAUGUAG